AUGACUUUAUUCGGCCUUUUCAAAAAGAAGGGAAAGGGCGAGGAAACCAACAGCUCCUCUGAAAAAGCCGAGAAGCUAAAGACCAAAAUCAAAUCCAACAAUAAGUCAAAUUCAAAGUCAAAGUCAAGCGGUUCUAGCGGUUCUGGAUCGCCGGGAUAUCGUCAAGAUAAUACAAAUACCCACGCCAUGGAUGCCGUGGCUCUCAAUGCGAUGUUGGCGACAAGCUUGAAUGCUGAUGCCAAUCACGGAGACCGUCAUCACCACAGUGAUAACCACGGAGACCAUCAUCACCACAGUGAUAAUCACGGAGACCACCAUCACCACAGUGAUAAUCACGGAGACAGUGGUCCUAGUUACGAUAGUGGAAAUCACCAUGUGUCGACAUCACAACACGAUCAUAGUGGCGAUUCUGGAUACACUGGCACUGGAUACUCCGGUGGCGAUGGUGGCUACUCCGGUGGUGAUGGCGGAUAUUCUGGUGGAGAUGGUGGUUACUCUGGUGGUGAUGGUGGAUAUUCUGGCGGGGAUGGUGGUGGGGGUGACGGAGGCUGCUCCGGUGGAGAUGGGGGAUGCUAA
Orbilia oligospora ATCC 24927 is the source of this 576-nucleotide messenger RNA. RefSeq lists its product as uncharacterized. Bases 1 to 576 code for a protein of 191 amino acids. The transcript has a single exon. Lineage: Eukaryota; Fungi; Ascomycota; Orbiliomycetes; Orbiliales; Orbiliaceae. The record is from RefSeq and is a predicted model, not a curated record.